Messenger RNA from Miscanthus lutarioriparius, 597 nucleotides. NCBI's taxonomy places the organism in Eukaryota, Viridiplantae, Streptophyta, Magnoliopsida, Poales, Poaceae. The record is from the annotation of a GenBank genome assembly.
AUGCCAGAGAAUGCAGCUGAUGCACUACAGAAGUUUAAUCUUACGAAGACUGCAGUACAAAAGGCACUGGAUGCAUUGGCUGACAGUGGACAGAUUUCCUUCAAGGAGUAUGGCAAGCAGAAAAUUUACAUUGCUCGGCAAGAUCAAUUUGAAAUUCCAAAUAGCGAAGAACUUGAGGAGAUGAAGAAAACAAAUGCCAAGUUACAGGAAGAACUCGCGGAUCAAAAGAAAGCAAUUAGUGAGGUUGAAUCUGGUGAGUUCCAAACUUCAAACUGGUACUAUGGUCUUGUUAGUGGUCUACCAAAUGCAGUCAACAAGAUCAUAUUUGAAAAAGAUCUAAAUAUAAAUCUUCUACAGAGGUACGAGGUCCAGGAAAUGGAAGAGAAACUAACUAAAUUGCGUAGUGGUGUUACCUUGGUGAAACCUGAGGACAAGAAGAUCAUUGAGAAUUCCUUUGCUGAGAAAGUUAACCAAUGGAAAAAGCGGAAGAGGAUGUUCAAGGAGCUUUGGGAUAAUAUUACUGAGAAUAGUCCAAAAGAUCAGAAGGAAUUCAAGGUUCUUGCCCCCCCCCCAAAAAUGACUGCUCUUAAUACCUAG